Penicillium mononematosum is the source of this 2484-nucleotide messenger RNA. RefSeq lists its product as uncharacterized. Lineage: Eukaryota; Fungi; Ascomycota; Eurotiomycetes; Eurotiales; Aspergillaceae. The coding region runs from base 1 to 2484 and encodes 827 amino acids. The transcript is spliced from 4 exons. The record is from RefSeq and is a predicted model, not a curated record.
AUGGAAUCAGAAUAUGGAGAAAGACGCAAAUCCUUCGCGUCUAGCGCCACUACCAAGACGCUUAUCACUCGGACCCUCACCCGCAGAGAUACCAUUACGGAUUGGUCUCACCAAGAGGCUGGUGCUAAGGGUCCAAUCGGUCUCACCACACUGUACAACCCUCCUGAUGACAUAGUGGCCGACUUGAUAUUUGUCCAUGGAGUCAAUGGGGGCUCCCAAAGCACAUGGACCAAGGACGGAGAUCCAUCGUUGUUCUGGCCUCAAGAAUGGCUCCCCAAGGAUCAAGCUUUCCAGGAUGUUCGUAUCCAUACAUUUGGCUAUGCAUCUGCCAUUUCGCAGGCAUCGGUUCUCAAUAUCCCGGACUUUGCACGAUCCCUGGUGUACUCUAUACAUGAUUCACCAGUCAUCCCAAGAGAUAGUAAGACACCAUUGAUCUUGGUUGGCCACAGCAUGAGUGGACUGGUCAUCAAGAAGGCAUUCAUUUUUGCCCAUGAUAGUGAGGAAAUGAAGCCGCUUGUUCGCAGAAUCUGUGCCAUCUUUUUCCUCGCGACACCGCAUCAAGGAUCCGAUCUUGCGCAGACCCUGAGGCGAAUCUUACAGGUGGUUUCAGGGACCCGGCCAUUCGUACAGGACCUCUUUCCGGGAUCGCCGGCACUAGAAUCGAUCAACGAAAAAUUUCCUCACCUUUGUGGUAAUCUGCAACUCUUCUCAUUUUACGAAAACAAGCCGAUGAGCUACGUCUUUGGACGAGGGCUUAUUAUGUAUCUCAACGCGAAUCACCGAGAUGUCGCCCGUUUUGCUUCUACCAGUGAUCCCUCCUAUCUCGCAGUUCGGAACUCGCUCGCAGCAUACAUCGAGAGCAAAAGGGACUCCCAAAUAUCUCAGGGCCAGCGGGUAAAAGGGGACCGGUUAGAGGCCUUGAAUACAUUCCUCGGUUUCUCCGAAGCCCCAGAAGGAGAUUUGAUAAGCAAAGAUGACACUCGGGUUCCAGGCUCGUGUGAUUGGUUCUUACGCAAACCCUCAUUCGAGCGAUGGCUGGGUUCUUCCUAUUCCCAAGUACUCUGGCUGCGAGGACGGCCGGGUGCAGGGAAAAGCGUUUUGACCAGUCACAUCAUUAACCGUCUGCGGAGCUUGGGCCAAGAUUGCUGUUUUUUCUUCUUCAAGCAAGAGGACAAAUCAAAAGUCACCAUAAAUUCUUUCUUAAGGUCUUUGGCUUGGCAGAUGGCCCAAUUACACGCCGACAUUCUGUCGGCCGUACUAGAUGUCGCGGCGACCUGGCAGGAUGCAAUGAUCAACAAGGUGGACCAUAAUCCUGUUUGGCAGACACUUUAUCUGCGCGGUCUGCUCAAAGUUCCUCACAUGAAGCAGCAAUAUUGGGUCAUCGACGCUCUGGAUGAGUGCAAAGCAGGCUCCGAACUCCUAUCUUUCUUGGCAAAGGUCCAAAAGCUCUGGCCAUUGUCGAUCUUGGUGACUUCUCGAUAUCCGAUGCCAUCCAUGGGUUUCACCAAUCAGGCAAUUGAGUUCGUGUCGGAGGUGAUCGGAGAGCGAACGAUGAUGAAAGAAAAAAAGGCUAUGGUGGAUGACAUUGGCGACAUGUCUAACGGUUGCUUCCUCUGGGUUGACCUAGUGCUGAAGGAACUCCAGCAGGCAAAUACAUCCGCUGAUAUCCGUAAAGUCCUAGCGAGCAGUUCCGACAGCAUGGAUAAUCUUUACAUCAAAAUUCUCAUGGAUAUGGCCGACGCUCGGUUCGGGAAAGAUUUGGCGAAGACCUUCCUUACCUGGACAGCAUGCUCGUUUCGGCCACUGUUGAUAGAUGAAAUACAUCAGGCCAUCGAGCUUGACAUCAAUGACAGCAUCCACGAUUUUGAGCGCUCCAUCAACACAUGUUGUCGCAACAUCGCCUACGUUGAUAGCCAGAAAAUGGUCCGGUUAAUUCAUUUGACUGCGCGGGACUUUCUUCUACGUCAGAAUAUUGUCGCGGAGUUUGAAAUUGACAAGUCAAGUGCGCACAGGCGACUUACUCUGGCGUGUCUCCAGUAUCUCUCCAGCACCGAGAUGAAAGUCCCUCGUUCAAAAACGCUGAGCCUCUCCACAGAAGCCAAGAAGUCCCCGUUCGCAGAUUAUGCAUGCAAGUUUGUGUUCAAACAUUUAACUCUGGCCAGGUCGACGGACGAGGAUAUUUUCGUGGCCUUGGCGAAAUUUCUCAUGUCACCCAAUAUUCUGAGCUGGAUUGAAUAUCUUGCCAGGCAUGGAGAGUUGCAGUUGGUGUUUCAUGCCGGAAAGGCCAUCGACAAUAUGUUGACACGGCGCUCGCUGCAUAUAUCUCCAAUGGGUCUGAAGAAAAAUCUUAGGCUCAUCCAAGAGUGGGGAAAUGAUAUUGUUCGGUCACCAAUUUUCUCUCUACCCAUUGUCAAUCCACCACCUCGUCCCCCCGUUUUGUCCCCGCGAUUCGACUGUGCGGCGACUAUUUGGUUCGUCGCCUAG